This is a messenger RNA of Closterium sp. Naga37s-1, 2407 nucleotides long. The record is from the annotation of a GenBank genome assembly. NCBI's taxonomy places the organism in Eukaryota, Viridiplantae, Streptophyta, Zygnematophyceae, Desmidiales, Closteriaceae.
CCUUGCCGGCUACGGCGGCGCCGCCUUCGAUGCCAGCCUGGCAGUGGUGCUGAGCGGCCGCCCGCCCAUCUCUGCCGGCAUGCUGCUGGGCGGCAAGGCGGGCGGCACUGGCGGAUGGGCGGCUCUCAACCCCUCUGCGCCCGACGCACCGCAUCUGCUAGUCCCGGGGGUGCAGCAGCACGCCUGGGUGGACUACGACGCCUCACUCACCUCCCUCCGCCUCUUCCUCAGCGGCUCCUCUCCCACCAAGCCUGCAGCUCCGGUGCUCUCCGAGCCUGUCGACCUGGCUUGGGCGCUUGGCUUGGCACCAGAUGGCAGCUGCGCGGGCGGCGGGGGCGGGGUGGCGGUGGGCGGCGGUGGUUGUCUGUUUGUGGGGUUCACGGGAGGGACUGAAGCAACGGAUGAAGCUGAGAUGGCUGCAGCAGGGAUUGCAGAGGGAGUGGCCAGUAGAAAGAAUGUAAUGCAAUUCAGGAUUCAAUCUUUCAAUUUUCAAUUUCACACCUCUGCUGCUGUUUUUGCCUCUGCCGAUGCUGCUGCUGCCACAGCUGAAGCCACCAGCCUGACAGGCUUGACCGAGCCAACAAGCUCGGGAGCACCGAACGUGUUCCUAGCUUCGGCUGACAGCGGCAGUGCAACGGUAGCUUCGUUUGGAGCCACAGACCCCUCUGCUGCUGCCACAGUUGAUGCUACAAGCACCGGCUCACGUCUCCCCCGCUCGGCCGAUAGCGCCAGCGCAACGGUGGCUUCAUCCGGAGCCACGGACCCUUCUGCUGCUGGUGGCGACCUCUUCUCCAUCGCCUCUCUUGAUGCUGGUUCCGGCACUGCUGCUGCCACUGCCACAGCUGCUUCUGACCCUCCCCCCUGCAACGUCACUGCCACCAGCAUUUCCUGCGUUGGCUUCUCCUCUUCCUCCUCUGCUUCUCCCGGUCUCUCCUCGCCCUUCUUCGUCCUCUCUGGGGAUGCUCAGAUCGGGCCCGGACCGAAUUUCCCCAUCCGGCUUGACACAACCACCAAUGCUGCUGGCUGCGCUUUUUCCAUUCCGAGCCUCAGCCUCAGCCUCGGCACCGAGGCAGGCGGGAGCGUUGGUGCAGGACCGGUGGCGUUUGAGGCGGAGUUAUCGGUGUCGUUUGCAGCGAGUGCGGAUUACAACAGCUGGGGCAGUCGAGGGCUGGCGUUUGUUCUCACUGCCGGGGAGAAGACGGCUUGUGGCCGCAGCUCUGCCAGCAACAUAGGCUAUGGAUCAGCUCCCAACGCGUCCUUUGCAAAGAGCAUAGCGGUGGAGCUGAGGGCGCGACCGACAGCGUGUGUGGCGGUGGUGGUGGGCGGGCAGGUGGCCGGCGACAACUGUGCCGACUCCGAUGCCAUGGCGCUGCUGCCCCCUGAACAGGUAACACCUGCUCAGGCGUUCACGCUGAACGAGCCGCAGCACGUGUGGGUGAGUUACGACAGCAGCAGCGGCGCGCUGCAGGUGUUUGUCUCACCCGGGGCGGCCACCAAGCCAUCGGUGCCCGUGCUGGUGGCGCCCAUCGAUGUGGCGGCCGUGCUGGGCGGCACGACGGGGCUGUCGGUUGGCUUUACAGGCGCGUCGUGGUGGACGUGGGUUGACGACCUUGAAGACCACAUCAUCCACUCUAUGAAGGGACAAGUCCGCCACGCCCUGAGCGGCACGGCGGGGCUGUCGGUGUCGGAUGGCUUCACAGGCGCGUCGUGGUGGACGUGGGUGGACGACCUUGAAGACCACAUCAUCCACUCCCUCUCCUUCCAAGCUGGUAACCACAUCAUCCACUCCCUCUCCUUCCAAGCUGUUCCCCCCGGGUCCCAGCAGUCACUGCCGCCUUCCCCUGCGCCCACCACGUGCCACCUCGCCCCCUCCAACACACGUCUCACCUGCUCGGGCUUUGCGGGCCACUCAGCAUGGCGCCUCAACGGAUAUGCCCACGUGGGGCCCGCCCCCUCCUUCCCCCUCGUCCUCGACACCGGCGGCACCGCUGGCAGCGCACUCACCCUCGCUGACCUGGCGCUCUCGUUGGACUCGUCCACGUCAGCAACAACAACAAGAGGAGCAGGAAAGAAAGCAGCAGGAGCAGCGGCAUCAGCAGUGGCGUUUGAGGCGGCGUUUGCGUUCUCGGUGUGGACGGAGACGUCGUAUGGCUACCGGGGCAGCAGAGGGCUGACGUUUGUUGUCACCAGCGGCGAGAAGACUGCUUGUGGGUCGAGUGCCAUGGGAGCCAUAGGGUACGGGGGAGCGGCGCCAGGGGCGUUCAACGGGAGUGUGGCGGUGGAGGUGCGGUCGGGGCCCACCUCGUGUGUGGCUGUGGUGGUGAAUGGCAUGGCUUCAGGCGACAACUGCGCUGCUGCUGACCACAUGACCGGCCUCACAGGAGACCAGGUCGGUUCAGUGCGGUGA